GCGCUUCUCGACUGUCACGUAAACAGCUGAGUUCCUCCACAAGUGAUGGUGUGGCAGUACGGCAGCACUUUCCAGGCGUAAAAGAGGAGUCUCGAAAAAGAAGAUACUGUAUCUCGCUACAUACUUCAAAUACAUGAUAACAUUUGUUUCCUCUUUUUCUUUCGACUGACUGUAAUCCAAGCACUGUGUCUAUGACCUCCCUGGCAGGCCGGCUGGAGAAAUGUACCCCCCCACAAGAAAGGAUUUUGUGUCUUUAACCCUGCCUGAGCGGGACCCCCGCACCUACAAUAACGGGAAGCAGUGGCGCAGGCAGUCCUGCUGGAGGAAAUGGAAGCAGCUGUCCCGGUUGCAGCGCAGUCUGGUCCUGGUGGCACUGCCGCUCUUGGUGAUGUGUCUGGUCCUGGUGUAUCCCAGACUGGCCGGACGCUGGAGAGGCUUCGUCGAUGGAGGGGCCAAGGAGGAGCCGGAGAAGCAGCAUGACCACGGCCUGAAGCCCGUCAUCCCAGGAGUGGUGCCAGGGGUCAUACCUGAGCCCCCCAAACAGAACAUACCCGUGCUGCCUGAAGCUCCUCCAGUGAAGAAGCCAUUCCCUAAGCGUGGACCCCCAGUCUUACAGAACCGCGCACAGAAGAGAGGGAAUGUGUCAGACUCGCAGGUAGAGGAGGAGAUGCCAGUGGUGAAAAGCAGAGAGCAGGGAGACGGAGAGAAGCCACUGGUCAGUUGGAGAGGGGCCAUCAUUGAGGCAGAUCAGACCACUGACCCUCAGCCGUCUGUGCAGGAGAAGGUUGCAGUGCCUGGGGAUCCUGCAGAGGGUGCCACACCAAAGCCUGUUGACUCGGCAACAAGGCUGGAGGCAGUGAAGGAGGCUUUCAGACACGCCUGGAAGGGUUACAAGCAGUUUGCCUGGGGUCAUGAUGAGCUGAAGCCCAUUUCCAAGUCUUACGGAGAGUGGUUCAACCUGGGACUGACCCUCAUCGAUGCUCUGGACACCAUGUGGAUCAUGGGCCUGAAGGAAGAGUUCAGUGAGGCCAGGGCUUGGGUGGCCACAGAGCUGUCCUUCUCCAAGAACAUCGACGUCAACCUGUUCGAGAGCACCAUCCGCAUCCUGGGAGGCCUCCUGAGCACUUACCACCUGACCGGGGAUGCUCUGUUCCUGGACAAGGCUAAAGAUAUAGGGUCCAGACUGAUGCCCGCCUUCAACACGCCCUCCAAAAUCCCGUACUCGGACGUGAACAUCGGGAAGGGCACGGCCCACUCCCCCCGCUGGACGUCGGACAGCACCGUGGCAGAAGUGACCAGCAUCCAGCUGGAGUUCCGUCAGCUGAGCCACCUCACUGAAGACCCGCGCUAUAGGGAUGCCGUGGAUGAAGUGAUGAGAUUGGUGCACAAACUGGAUGGGAAACACGACGGCCUGGUGCCCAUGUUCAUCAACACCAACAGCGGCCAGUUCACCCACCUGGGAGUGUAUACGCUGGGGGCGCGAGCCGACAGCUACUAUGAGUACCUGCUGAAGCAGUGGGUCCAGGGAGGGAAGAAGGAGACUGAGCUGCUGGAGGACUACCUGAAGUCCAUGGAGGGGGUGAAGAACAAUCUGCUGAAGAAGUCUUCUCCCAGUGGACUCACCUUUGUGGGGGAGCUGUCCCACGGGCACUUCAGCCCAAAAAUGGACCACCUGGUGUGCUUCCUGCCAGGCACGCUGGCACUGGGCGCCCACAACGGGCUGCCCGGGGACCACAUGGAGCUGGCCAAGCAGCUGAUGGAGACCUGCUACCAGAUGUACGUGCAGAUGGAGACUGGCUUGAGCCCCGAAAUUGUGCACUUCAACAUGCAGGCCGGGGAGGGCCGUGACGUGGAUGUCAAGCUCGCCGAUAGACACAAUCUCUUGCGGCCGGAGACGGUGGAGAGCCUGUUCUAUCUGUACAGGUUCACCCAAGACCGGAAGUACCAGGACUGGGGCUGGGAGAUCUUCAAGAACUUCAACAAGUACACCAGGGUGCCCUCCGGCGGGUACACCUCCAUCAACAACGUCCGGGACACAGAGUACCCUAACCCCCGGGACAAGAUGGAGAGCUUCUUCCUGGGGGAGACGCUCAAAUACUUCUUCCUGCUGUUUUCUGACGACCCUGAGCUGAUAAAUCUCGACAAGUACGUCUUCAACACAGAGGCCCACCCCUUGCCCAUAUGGCCCAAUCAGCCCCCGGCUGAAGUUUGACCGGGGUCAUGAAACGUAGCACACGUAGUUACUCAUCUCAGGGCAUAGGAGGAAACAGAGAUUUAUUUUUUCUCUUGGACCCCUUCACCCCCCUGCCUGCCUGCGGGCUGGACUGCUGUGGAAACAUGCCUUACUGGAUGCAUCUACUGCAGGGCAGAGGUUUUUAAUCCAUUACAGUUGGCCUUAAACAUGCAGGUGCUUUGUUUUUUUCAUUUCCCCCUUGAUACCCUUUGGGUAUGAGUCUGGGUUUUUUCCCUUCCUCUCCUCAUUGAAAACUCUGGGACCAUGACUGAGGUGAUGGAGCUGGUUACUCCAGAAGACGUAGAGUGGACUACCCUGCCUCAGACCCCUGAAACAUCUCUUCCUCCAACCUUCCUUUUCCAGACUGAAAUCUGAGCCAAAACUGCCACCCUCCUGAGGCCCUUGCAUUCCUUGGUGGCCUUCACUACACCCCUUCCCACCUCACCUGAACUUUAGUGUGCAAGAUGGACUCCUGGUGAUGAACAACAGUCUUGCACUUUCUGCCAGCCAGUUUUUAUUUGAGCCUCUCCCCUUGUUUUUUGGUGACAAAUUUGAGUCAGUCAUGAGCUGCUAUUUUUUUUCUUCUUCUUCAGUGGCUGAUUUCAAAGUAAAUUCGAUUAGAUUUAUUCAUGUCCAUAAGCAAGGGCAUUCUUUCCACAGCUCUUAUGGAAACUAAGAAGUGCUGGCUCUGUUAUUGGGGCCACCACGAAUUGUGAACACGACACUUCUUUAUCCACUUCUUGGUAGGUAAAAAAAAAAAUAGAUUACAUUUUGGAUUGAUUUUUUUUUUCCCUCUUUUUCUAUUAAUGUAUAUUGUGUUGUGUCUGUGAAAUCUGACAACAUGCCGAUUUUUCUAUAUUUUUCCGAGAUGUUGGGAGUGCAUUAUGAGAGAUGUAGUGACUUGCAUAUUGCUGUGUGGUCUCUUCCACUAUAAAGGCAUUGAAAAGUAUUUUCCGAUGUAAAUGCUAUAAAGAAUUUCAAGGGUCGGGUUUCUCCCAGUCAAAAUAUGUCGCUGUCAGACCUGGAAGCCGAAUGCUAGUCUUAAACCUGCCUUCAGCUUCGUCUGUGAUUGCCAGUACAAGUCUAUCCAGGAGAAUACUCAAAAGAACUAUGAGACUGCAUUCAUUCCUGUAAAUAACAUUUUAAGUCACACAACUCACAUUUUCAAUUUUGGACUACCUGUCAUCUAUUCUGCAACUACGUUAUUUGUAGUGUCAGAGGUUUUGCAAAGAACAUGGCGUGUGCACAGAAAUACUGUAUUUGACAGACUGUGACAUGCCUGUUAGAUAAGGUAUAUUGUGUUUUCAGGUUGGCUUUAGAGUAGCGGUAUUAUAUUUUACAGUUAACGUCAUAAAGGAAUAAUAGCACAUCACCUAUGCAGUAAGCAUAACGGACCUUUUUAAAAGCAUUUUCUAAAAUCUAUUCACAGUGUAAUCCUUUAGGUUCUGCCUGUUUGAAGUUUGUUUUGCAUUCCAUUGUUCAUUUAAGCUGUGACUUCUUGGGUUUAAUGGCAUUUUGCAAUCAGGUGUUCUCAAAUUUCACAUUGAUAUCUACUGUAUGAAACACUGGGGUAUCUAACUAAUUAAUCAGCGAUGUGCCGUUUACCUAUUCAUUUAUAAUCAUAUCAGACACAGGGCAUAUAUUAAACAAAAUGCUUCAAUGCAUCAUUUGCCAAAAUGAAGGCAAAAUCUACUUGGGAAUACUUAAAAGUAGCAACAAGUGAGCACCAACCUAUCACUGCAGGUGAUGUCACCCCUUAAAGCCAGAAUGUGGAGAGUUGGUUAUUUGUGGGGAAAUCUCUGAGCGUGACUUGCACAGGGUGACGGAUGAUUCAGGGAAUGCCCCUAUUAACUACAUCAGGAACUAAAGCCCACUGUGUGUGCCCCAACGUAGAGGCGAGUUUGACCCAUGGUGACGUACUGGAGCAUUGGAUAAAGGAGCAUCUCACAUUGCUUAGAUCUGGGGAACGGGAGCGACGGUGCUCUCUGCAUCAGGCUUUGUGUUCAGCGCACAAAUCCUUCGCCACCCGUGUAGACUCCAGCAGUAUCCUUACACCCUUAUGCACGGGCUGAAAAUGGACCACACUCUCGCGCAGCUGCAAGCCGGCUGCAUUCCUGCCUGGUGUCCGCGGCUCGUCUUUGCCAACCACGACGAUGCUUGCUUUCAAAACGUGCCUUCGGAGUUUAGCUGAGCAAAGACACCGUUGUAGAAUUGUCUUUUCUCCAUUCCAUCCAUGUUCUGCGAUUCCUCGUUCACUGUGGUAAAUAUUGAUUUCCCCAUUUUGUAUUUUUUAAUGUUUACAUUUUUCUUGUGGAUGUAUUUAGAAACAGAGAGCUAUAUUUUUUAUUAAUUUAUAAUAUAAAUUUCCUUGGCACGGGGAGGUUUCUAAUCAAGAAUAUUCUGUUGGUUUUUGUGCAUGGUUCAGGUGAAUACCAGUUCAGGCCUGAAGUCUAAUUAUGUACAUUUGUCAAUAGUGCCGUGAGUCUGCUUCAAAGGCCAGGGAUUUUAUAUGGAAUAAGAACUUUACAUGCUGAACAUUAAGUAGACAUCUCAAUAAUAAGUAAUUAUUGUUGGGGAUCUGUAUUCUCACCCUUACUGAUUCCUUCUUGUUACAAUGGGUUAAAAGGCAGCGUUGCUCUUAUCUAUUUUGGGCUAUAGCUGGAUUGUGUAGCAUUUUCACACAGCCGUUUCUCCCAUUAGGGACUCUGUUGUAUGUUUAAAGCCUUUGGCCUAUUGAUGUCACAUGAUCCAAGUGACAUAAUUCAACCUUCUUACACAUUAUCACAGAAAAACUAUUUGCCAGUUAUUCAAGCACAUUUUUAAAAUGUUUAAUGGAUCGCUUUUAAAAAAGAAAAAAAAAAAAAAAACACCAAAGACAUGGUUGAUCCUCCCCAAAGACUCUUAGUCAGGAUUUCCCCCGUAUUGUGGGUGCCACUUUGGCUGUGUCAUGCAGAAUCUGUUGCACACACGCCAAAAUGGAGCAGUAGCAACAUGGAUGCCUGACAGCCAUCUACAAGCUUUGUAUGAAGAAAGAUGUUUUGUACAUGUCAUCUGGGCUACAUUAAAAUUUUGAAAUAAUAA
Conger conger (European conger) is the source of this 5314-nucleotide messenger RNA. RefSeq names its product mannosidase, alpha, class 1B, member 1b (gene man1b1b). Gene Ontology annotation, molecular function: mannosyl-oligosaccharide 1,2-alpha-mannosidase activity; calcium ion binding. The transcript has 14 exons. The record is from RefSeq and is a predicted model, not a curated record. Bases 221 to 2212 code for a protein of 663 amino acids. Lineage: Eukaryota; Metazoa; Chordata; Actinopteri; Anguilliformes; Congridae. Gene Ontology annotation, cellular component: endoplasmic reticulum; membrane. Gene Ontology annotation, biological process: carbohydrate metabolic process; N-glycan processing.